CGGAUAGGGAAGCGGAUAGAUGUCUCUCGCGCUUUCCCCGAUUUCCAUAAUUAUUUACAGCGCAUAAAAUGGCCAUUUCGGUGUUUUUAACGGGCCCGCUACGCAGGAAACGAUGGAAGUACUUACCUGCAGUUCAUCGCGUGUACUCCAGUUGGCGUUGUGUGGCAAUAGUACAGGUCACGGGUCGUGACCCGGCUGCCGUGCAACCUCCCUAUAAUGCUCUAAAUAAAUGGACCAUUUAUUUAUUUAAACAAAUCCAAUUUAACUAGUCUGAAGAAGGGUUUCGACCCGAAACGCUGCCUAUUUCCUUCGCUACCACCCGCCGAUUUUCCUGCAUCCGCUGAGUUUCUCCAGCUUUUUUGUGUACCUCCAAUUUAACUAGAGUGUGUUAUGUCGGACCUUCUUAGGAAACGGUAAAACUACAUGGCGUUAUCCUCUCUUGGGGCGCCUUUCCACUUAACAUUCUCUGUACUCAGCUGUUAUAGGAAAACCUUAGCAGCCUCUGGAUUAAGAGCGGUAUUUAUUUAAUGGCACAACAAAAAUGAUGGAGUAACAAAGCGGGUCAGGCAGCAUCUCUGGAGAUGCUGUGAUUUCUCCGGAGAUGGUGCCUGACCCACUGAGUUACUCUAGUAUUUUGUGUCUAUCUUCGUUAUAAACCAGCAUCAGCAUUUCCUUUUUAUUAAUCAGCCCUACUUUUCUAGCUUUCUUCCCCAGCCCGAUUAGUCUAAAGAAGGGUCUCGACCCGAGACGCCGCCUGCCGAAUCGCCUCAACAGAUGUUGCCCGACCAGCUGAGUUCAUCCAGUGUUCAGCUGAUUGAACGCGCAGGUUGGAACACCCAUGUUCUGCUGUCGAUGAGCCCUCGCCCUCUAAUGCAGCAAAACGAGCCCUCUUUCUUGCAAGAGGAGUACAUUGUUGAGACCAGUCAGGGGGGAUUUUUGUUCUGGGCAAUCAGAAUGACAUUAGUGACUCAAAGGACUUAGAGACUUACAGGGAAAAAGUCAGUGCGCAGGUUGAACCUGCUUGCUCGCUGGAUAUUGGCUUCGGUUAAGAUCAUUUUAUUCAUCUGGACAUCCAGGGAAAUUGCACAUCACUCAAAGAUUUUCGGACCAGCACACGCCUAUUUUUGACUGGUUUACCAGCCUAGGUACGCGGGCUGUUGUUGCAAUGUAGACACGGCCGGUGAGCUUUCCUGACCUGGCGCUGUCUCUUGACUGCUUCAUUGUACAACCUCCCCGAGUGCUAACCCAGCAGAGACGAGAGCCAUGAGCGGCGGCGAGCACUGAAGCCACGGCCGGGAGCUGGAAAGAUGAGCAGAGUGCCGGGUUGACGGAGCAUGUGGUGCCGGAUGGGCUGGGCGCUGUGGACUGCACCGAGCAGCCAGUGCAGAAUUUCAGGAUGGGAGCAGUGACUAGCCGACCUGAUGAAAGAUGUCCAAAGCAAUGGAGAAUGCCACCCCUGAACCAGUUUACGUCGAUGUGGACAAAGGAUUGACGUUGGCUUGCUUUGUCUUCCUGUGCCUCUUCCUAAUUGUAAUGAUUGUUCGAUGUGCUAAGGUGAUAAUGGACCCGUACAGUGCCAUCCCUACAUCCACUUGGGAGGAGCAGCAUCUAGAUGAUUGAUCAUGA
This is a messenger RNA of Leucoraja erinaceus (little skate), 1626 nucleotides long. RefSeq names its product cortexin domain-containing 1 protein. NCBI's taxonomy places the organism in Eukaryota, Metazoa, Chordata, Chondrichthyes, Rajiformes, Rajidae. Bases 1429 to 1620 code for a protein of 63 amino acids. The transcript is spliced from 2 exons. The record is from RefSeq and is a predicted model, not a curated record.